Effrenium voratum is the source of this 4854-nucleotide messenger RNA. Lineage: Eukaryota; Dinophyceae; Suessiales; Symbiodiniaceae. The record is from the annotation of a GenBank genome assembly.
AUGGCUGGUUACCAAGCCGCGCUGGAGAGCCCUCGCGCUGGCGAGAUCCCAUGCAAGGGAUGCUUCUCCGUGACCGCGAUCUUGGCCAAGAUACCGCCCAUGCCCCAUGGCCGAUGGCCCCAUGGCCUCCAGAUGUGGCGCAGCGGUGGCAGCCUGGACCGCGGCUUCUGCGAGUUCUGCGAGGUGAUGCUGGGAAGCAGCUGCCAGCAGAACCCGGACGAAGCCACGCAAGCGCUGGAGCCGGGCAAUAUCUGCCUCGCGGAGCUGUCUCGAGACAAGCUGCAGGCGCUGGUGGCUAGAAGCCUGGAAGAGAUGAAAGAGGCCCGCGGCCUGACCUAUGAGAUCCAGCCGUACCUGGAAGAUCUGCUGAUCCGGCGCCAAGGCUUCCGGGGCUUCGUGGAUCUGCUGGCCUCGGUGGCGGACGCGGAGGAGACUUUGCCGCGCUUCCUCUCGGAGAUGACGGCCAAGGACCUCUUCAUCUCGCUGCUGCUCAUCACCCCCGGCCGCAGGAAGCGCAUCCGACUGGCCACGGCCUACCAGGCCCUCAAGGUGCCCCUGCCCCUGGUCUUCCGCCACCCGGAGGCUCCCCAGUCCGGGCUCAAGACUGCCAGGCCACGCGCUGCUUUCGAGCUACUGCAGGAGUUGGCCUGCGUGCCGCGGGAGAAGCGAGUGGUGCUGGUGAGCGUGGGCACAGACGCGGCCAGCGGCUGUGGCAAGACCACCUUGCUGGGCGCCAUGGGCCUGGCAGCAUCUGAGGAAGAUUUAGACGUGCGGCCAUCAGGGCCGAUGCAUAAUUCGUCCUGCGACCUGUACUGCACGAAUCCCGACCUCUGGCUUUUGGACGCCCAUGGCUCCUUGGAAGACGAAGACGUGCGCCAAGCGGUGCUGGCGCUGCACAUCUGGGGCAGCGCUAUUGCGCUGGUCCACUGCUCCCUCAACGACUUCCAUAGCAGCGGACAGCCACGGAAGGACCUCGCCUCCAUUCUGUCGGACCUCUCCGGGCACGUGCUUUUGAAUGCCGCGCCGCGCCGCGGCAGCGGCGCCGUUGUGCUCGUCCGAGAUGCCAACGAGGUGGAGGCGAAGUGGCGAAGCGCCCUGGAGGCCUUCUCCCAGCUGGGGGUCUUGGCGGUGUUCACCGUGGAGGACUGCCGCGGCUUCCGCUCCGCGGCCCGGCGCAGCGCUGCCAUGGAGAAGCUCCGCGCCAAGUUGGAGCAGGCCUGGCACCACCAGGAGCACAUCGUGUGGGGGACUCCGUGCCUCGAGGACUUACACAAAGUUCACAGGCUGGUGGUGGAGGGCCACCUGCGCCGCGACGCGAAGCUGUUCUCCGGCGCAAAGGCGGUGCUGGCGAAGUCCAGCCUGGGACUGGAGUUCACCAAUAUCCUGGACAGGGCCUUGAAGACUGGAUCGGUGUACGAGUCGCUUUUCCCCCUCAGCGCCAUCAAGAGGCGACUGCGGUCUCUACAUCACGAGGGUGGAGAGCGGGUGACCGGAGCUUCUAAAAUGGAGCAGCUGAAGAUCGAGGAGGACUUGGCCAAGGCGCGGGCGGCCAAGAUGGCCGCUCUGAGCCGGGACUUCUCCAGCGCCAAGAAGUCGGAGGCCUUGGACUUCUUUCAGUCGUCCCUCUCCUCAACUGCUCCUCUCUCAGCGGUGGCCGAGCUUGGCCACUACUUGGACGACUGGAAGAGUCCCAGGAUCACGCCGCUUCUGGCGCAGCAGCGCGCGGUGCUCGACAAGUUGGCGGCGUUGGAGCAUGUGUCGGAGGCCAAAGAGAAGGAGGAGGCGUUGCUUCGGGCCGAGCUGACCGAGGUCAUGAACAAGCUUGCGGAGCUUGACUUCAGCGCCGACACCUUCUGGACGGAGCUGGAGCUCUUCGCCGGCCGCGACGGCAGCGACGGAGUGCAGCGCGCCGCGGUGUGCUGGGCCUCGCUGCUGGCGUCAGGUCAGCCGUUCCAGGUGCUGCACAGUCGGCCUCUGCAGAUGGCGGGCCAGUUUCUUCGAACGGUGCUGGCGAGCAUCGGGGCGCCGGCCGAACCGGGGAUCUACGUGGUCUCAGUGAUUGGCGCUCAGAGCUCUGCAAAGAGCACGCUUUUGAACUUCCUCUUCGGCUCGGGCUUCGCAGUGGCCUCCGGCCGCUGCACCCGAGGCUUAUAUGCCUCCUACUUUGUGAUCCACCACCGCCCGGUGCUGGUCUUGGACUCCGAAGGGCUCUUGUCCUUGGGCUCCGAGGGCUCCACCUUCGACGGGCAGAUCGCCAUGAUGUGCAUGACCUGUAGCCACCUGGUUCUGGUGAACAACAAGGGCGAGCUAUCCCGACAGCUUCAGGACCUGCUGGAGGUGUGCCUCUUUGCCAUGAAGCAUUUGCGCCUCUCGCGGCUCCAACCGCGCCUGGUCUUCGUGCUUCGGGACCAGCACGACCGGUCCCGGGCCGUGCACGAAGACAUGCUGAAGCAGAUGAAGAACAACUUAGAAGAGGCCGCCCGCACUUUAGGCUCGCCCCUCCAGGACCUCAUUCUGCUGGACGGCACCGCGGUCUUUCUGCUGCCCUCCGCCAUGAGCUCGGAGCUGCGCCAGGGCCGGGAGGUCUGCUGGACCAGCGAGCUCUUCGCACGGGAGGUGCUGAAGCUCCGGUCCGAGGUCUUCCGUUGGCUCCGGGAGGAUGGCGAAAGGCGCGCGCAAAGCGGCGGCGAGCUACCGGAGUUCUCCUCCCUGGUGCAGUGGUUCGACUACGCCACCACAGUCUGGGAGACCUUGGAUCAGUUUGGCCAGCAGCUGCUGCACUGCAGGACCAUCCACGAGAUCGAGCAGCGGCGGGAGCUCGCGGACGUGGCCAAGAGCGCCGUGCGGGAGGUGCUGGACGGGUCAGCUGAGCAGCACGCGGGGUUCCACGAGCGAGCCCGGCAGCUGGUAGACAGCUUUGUCCACAGGAUCCACUCCUCCCCCACGCGCUUCGACUUGGAGACCACGGACUUGGAGCUGAGUCGGGCCCUGGCGUACCUGAGGGAUGAGUUCGUGAACCGCCUCGAGGACCUCUUCCAGCAGAAGGCAUCCUCCCCCCGCUUCAGCACCACCGCCAAGGAGCAGGCAAAGCAGCAGAUCCGGACGCCCAUUGAGUGGGCCUUCGAGAACCACCUGUACACCUGGAAGCUGCAUUUGAAGAAAGCCUCGGACGAGCGAGCCAUGCACGAGCUGUGGAUCCACUUCACCGGAGUGCUGAACCGCCACCUGGAGACCUCCGGGCACCGCUCCUGCCUCUCGGAGGCCGAGAGCCGGCAGCUCUUCGACGCCGAGUGGCAGAUGUACGAGGCAUCCUUCCUGGACCGACUGCAGAGCCUCACCAAGGACUGGCAGACCCUGGCGCACGAGGUGACGCUGCUCUUCAACCACGCGGUGGGGAAGUUGCAGCACGAGACCGGGGCUCUGGCGCUGCUGAAGGAGGCGGGGCCCCAGGCUUUGACCCGCGAGGCGGACACGGCGCGGCACCUGGGGAAGCAGACCAACGAAGAGUGGGAGGAGAACUAUUUCCACAUCGGCUGGUGGGGCGCAAUGAAGAUGCACGGCCUGGCGCUGCUUCACACCGCCGGGGGCACGUUGGAUCCCAACUUCGGCACAGGCCUGCGGAACAACGUCAUCCCCCGCAUGCGCCAGGCGGUUCAGACGGGGCUCCAGCAGCUGCGCUCGGAGGUCCACGCGCGGCAGGUGCUGGACGAAGCCACGGCCGGGGAGGGCCUGCGCCACGUGGCCAACGUCAUUCUGCACGACCUGGAGACGCGGCUCUUAGCUGACUGCCCAGUGACGUUGAAGCGGCCCCAGAUCUUGCACGCCCUGCACCUCGCGCUGCGUGCCGCCUGCGUGGAAGCACUGGAGGACGUGGAGACGGACAAGCAAAAGAAGGCCAUGGCGGACCUGUUGGCCCAGAAAACCUUGGUGGAGGAGCAUUUCCUGCUGAUCGUGCAGGCCAACAAAGGAGACGUGGAGAGGGCCACCAACUUCGCGACGCUGUACCACCGGUCAUUGAGCAGCUGGUUGGACCACGAAGUCACGCAGCUGGCGGCGGAUGUGCGCAGCCAGGUGCUCCAGCAGAUGCCGGACCCCCAGAAGAGCUCCGAGAUGGCCUUCCAGAUGUCCUUUGGAUCCCGGAACUGGUCUGACGUGCUGGAGUACGUGCUGGACACCAAUGCCUACCUGGAGAAGCAGUUCCUGCACAUCUUCCACCAGCAGAAGCGGCUCUUUGUGGGCCCUGCGCGCAGUCGGGUGGAGAAGCGCGUGCUGGGGGCAUACCACCUGCUGCAGGAUGUGGUCGGACAAUGGGCGAGGAAAGAGUCCACUCCCACGGAGAAGGUGGAUUUGGCCAAGGGCCGAGCGGCGACCGCGAGCAGGUCAGUGAAGGAGCUCAAGGAUUUCAUUUCGAUCCACGCGGAGAGCGUGCCGACCAACGUGGACAUCGCCGAGGCGCACCGGCAGCUGGCGGAAAGGCUCCCAGCCACGGCGGACUUUCAGAUCGCGGAUCCCAAGCUCUUCGCGGAGACCCUGCAGGCGCGGAUCGGCGACUGUGCGGACUCCAGGGAUGUGCCGAAGAGGCUCGGCGAGCAGCUGCAAAAGGCACUGCGCGAACAGUCGCUGCAAGCUUGGUCCCUGAUCCGGGGAUGCUCCGAGCGAUGCCCACUCUGCGGCUCCAAGUGUGAUCUGGCGCGGCGGCCCGAAUCGACGCAUCGACGCAUCGACGCAUCCCGACUUGGCCAAAGCGAAUCGACCUUUGGAACUUUUUCGGUGAAACACCUUCAUGGUUGUUGUUGGGACACAUUUGAACCAUUUUUGCUUAUUGUGGUUUGGUGGUUGAAAUCCAACCACUGA